Drosophila sechellia is the source of this 1214-nucleotide messenger RNA. RefSeq names its product mitochondrial translation initiation factor 3 (gene mIF3). The record is from RefSeq and is a predicted model, not a curated record. Gene Ontology annotation, cellular component: mitochondrion. Lineage: Eukaryota; Metazoa; Arthropoda; Insecta; Diptera; Drosophilidae. Gene Ontology annotation, molecular function: translation initiation factor activity; ribosome binding. Gene Ontology annotation, biological process: mitochondrial translational initiation; ribosome disassembly. The transcript has 2 exons. Bases 100 to 798 code for a protein of 232 amino acids.
UUUCACAUAACCUGACAACUCUGAGACAAAAAAAUUGCACAAGCAAAAGAAAAUCGGAAAUAACCAAGGGAUAUACAAAAAUAUAUUUGAAAGACAAACAUGCAGCGCAUCAGAUUGAUGUUAAAUCAUGCUGCCGCAUCAUCGAUUCAGCAGCAACUCCUACGCCCCUUUUCCGUCCACUGGAGUUUGGCGCAGCAUCAAAAGCCGGUGGGUGGAAGCCCAGGAGAAAGUAGAACGAGGGAUACCCGGAGUCUGAAGGCAAAUGUCCAGAAGAUCACCCUGAUCCAACAGAACCAGUCGAUGAGCAUUACCACUUUGGAGGAGGCCCAGAAGUUGGCCAAGCGACGGGAGCUGCAUCUGUUGCGCUUGGAACAAACAGAUGCCAAAACAGGAAGAGCCAUGUUCAAACUAGUCACAGCUGCUGAAAUGCUGUCGGAUGAUGCAGAGCAGUCGAGAUCAGCGAGCGAAAAAGUUAAGGAUAAGAAAUCGGAGAAAUCCCUUACCAUUGGAGCGCGCAUCACAGAGCACGAUCUCUCCUCCAGACUCAAGAACAUUGUCAAGUGGCUGGGCAAGCGACACGAGGUUCGCAUCCUCAUCCAGGGCAAUGCCAGUGGAUCGGACGAGAGCAGCGCCGAGCGCAUAGUCAAGGCCAUCGAACAGACCAUUAAGGAACCACAACUAAUUGGCAGAAUAGUGCAAAGGCGCAGCAAGAGCGCGUUCAUUAAGUUCUCCAUUAUUCCAGUAGCUCCGCCACCAGUACCCGCAUCCACUGCCACUCCCAAUCCAAUCCAGUCGUGACAACUACCGCUGUUGCUUUCGGUGUCCAAGGAUCGCCACACUGUUGCGGCAAGCAAACGAAACUUCCGCCUUAGAAUAUCCACCCGUCAUUUCUCAGAGCGAGUGAAAGAAGAAGGCGAAAAGCCCGUUGAGAUCACCACCGCAUCCAUUGUCACCACUUCGGUGCUGCUACUAUUGUUUUUCUUCAAAUACUUCUACUGGCAUCAGCAUUUGGUCAAACUAUUGGAGGAUCGAGAGCAAGAAGAACGACUGAAGAAGCGAAAAAGAAAGGAUGAAGUCCUUUCUCUCCACCGUGAUCGCAACCUACAAGAAUGUAAAAUCGAUUGAUAUGAAACUGCUUUUUAGUAACUGUCAUUUGGAUCUAUAUUUCGACAUUUUUAUAAAUUAAAAUACAAUAUUAUGUUCGAUUUAUGAAA